AUGGUGUUUGACAGCUCGGGGCCCGCCGGCAGGGCUGUGAAGCGGCCCCGGCCCGUCAAGAGCUGCAACUCGUGCCGCCAGCGCAAGCUCCGCUGCGACAGGUCGUGCCCAUGCUCACAGUGCCUCAAGUCCAACAGGCCCUGCAAAUAUGCCUCCGAGAAUGAACCCGCCGGAUCUGAGGGUUCUGAUGUCGAGGGCUCCCCGAGGCCUACCAAGCGCCAGCAGCAGCACCGCCCCCCACCCUCCUCCUACGCUACUGACACGCCCACGCCCACCACAGCCCACCAGCAGUCGGUCGCCGGGUUCAGCACCUCGGGCGAGCAGGCUCGGGUAGCUGCCGGCACCGCCUCGGUCGUGGAGCAGCUUGGUGCCAGGUUGGACCGUCUGGAGAGGCUGGUCCUGCUCAAUAACAGCGACAACAAUCACAACAGUUAUGUCAAUGGCUCCUCUCCAUACGCGCUCGAAUCUGGCGUCCCGAACAGCAGCAGCAGGGACCCCUACUCAAUACACCCCGCUUCUGUGGCCGCAGCAUCAACUACCAUCCGAGGCCUCAGCGUGAAGGGGAACCUGAGGACGCGCUUCCUCGGCCAGAACAGCACCAGAGUGCUGCUGAAUCUGUUCGACGAGGCCAGGGAUUUCAUGUUCAACGGGUCACGCGUCGAGGACAUCAAGAACCUCUUUGGCCAGCUGCACAAGAUCUACAAGGCUAUCUCAGAGGAGAACCGGAGGGGCUUGGCCCCAAUCGCCGUCUUCACCGACUCCAUGCUACCCGUGCAAAAGAGAAUGGCCGAUAUCCUCCCCAACAAGGUCAUCUGUGACCGCCUGCUGGACGCCUACAUCACCAUGUCCGAGGGGCUUUACCGCAUCAUCCACGUGCCUACCUUCCGGGCCGAAUACGAGGCCUUCUGGCAGCAGAGGCCGGUGUCGGAUGCCUUCCUCCCUUGCCUGAUGUGUAUGCUGUCCCUCGGCGCCAGGUUUGAAACGGACAAGCGCGGCCUGAGCCACGAUCGUGCAGACGGCAUUCACGCUCCAACCGCGUGCGCUCUCGCCCGCGCAUGGCUGGACGGCCUGCGAGGGAAGCAGCUGGUGGACAUCAACACGCUACAGUGCGAAGUGCUGCUGCUGCAUGCCAGGCGGAUGAUGUGCUCACGGAACCAGGAGUCAUGGACACAGCUGGGCUUCAUCGUUCGAAUGGCCAUGACCAUGGGUCUUCACAGAGACCCGGACGAAUUUCCACAAAUCAGACCCUUCUACGCGGAGCUGCGUCGGCGGCUGUGGUACACCGUUAUGGACAUGGACCUCCACGUUGCCCUGGCCUGCAAUCUUCCCUGCUCCGUGCGCGAGAACGAGUACACCUGCAGACCGCCCGGCAACAUCGAUGACGCCGACAUCUACCCAGACAUGCUCUCACUUCCGCCAUCAAAACCCAUUGAUGAGUUCACCAACACCCAGCUGCAGGCCUAUGCCUCGCGCACCCUACCGCACCGUAUGCGCGUGUCCAGCAUCAUCAACAGCCUUGACACGCUGCGUGGCUUCCGGGAGGUGCUCGACUGUGGCACCCAGCUGGAGCGCCUCCUCGACGAUGUGAACCACCUCUUCCCCCGACGCAACCAGAGCCUCAACAACUCCGCCAAGUUCAAAGACUGGCGCAUGCGUGCCCUACUGGAUAUGCACGUCCGCCGACCGCUCCUCGCUCUCUACCGGCCCUUCGCUCUCAGCACGGUUGAAUGUCCCGAGCACAUCACCACGGGCUACCUCAAGUCGUCUAUGGUGAUGCUCACCUACCUGGAUGAGCUAGAUCCGCUGGUGCCUGGGUUCUCGGACGUGUGCCACAUGUAUCACAUCGUGCUUAAGCACGACAUCAUGCAGGCCGCCUUCUCCGUGUGCUACUUCAUCAAGCUCGCGCACGAGCAGGAGCGGGCACGCAAUGGUGGCCUCGUCGCCAUCAAUGGCCAGCUGCCCAGCCCAGAGGCACAGCACCGCCCCGGUGAGCUUGGCUUCAUCGACGCCCUCGACAACCGCAUGGUCUGGUCUCUGCAGGGCAUGAUGCGCGCCGUCCAGAACACGCUGGACCACUCCAUCGCCCUGGCCACCGACUCGAGCUGCGACCUGAAGGAUACGCUGGUGCUGGAUGUCGUGCUGAACAGUGUGAAGUGGGACGGGGCGGACGAGAGGAUCAGGAGGAUCACCGACGAGCUUAGCAAGAUCGUCGAAGUCUGCCUGGCAGCCCUCAAGACAAGUCCUGAGGGUCUUGCCAGCAUGCCGGUGAGUAAACAUACCAUCAGCGUCUGA
Cryphonectria parasitica EP155 is the source of this 2292-nucleotide messenger RNA. RefSeq lists its product as uncharacterized. The coding region runs from base 1 to 2292 and encodes 763 amino acids. The record is from RefSeq and is a predicted model, not a curated record. Gene Ontology annotation, biological process: regulation of transcription by RNA polymerase II; DNA-templated transcription. NCBI's taxonomy places the organism in Eukaryota, Fungi, Ascomycota, Sordariomycetes, Diaporthales, Cryphonectriaceae. Gene Ontology annotation, molecular function: RNA polymerase II cis-regulatory region sequence-specific DNA binding; zinc ion binding; DNA-binding transcription activator activity, RNA polymerase II-specific. Gene Ontology annotation, cellular component: nucleus. The transcript has a single exon.